CACAAUGGCAACUGGACAACAUCUUUUGAGAGGUUGCGAGAGUAUCAGGAGCAAGCCAGGGCUGCAGGAGCUGUUCCUCGCCCUGGACACUUUCAGGCCUGAAAACACCAAUUUUGAGGCCAUGAUUUCUUUUUAUGAACAUCAUAGAUAUUUUUUUGGGAAGAUCGAAGACCUGAAAGAUUUUCUGAUUUUUUACACCAUCGAGAUCAACACCGAUGAGGAGAACAUCCCCAAGUAUUUAGUUAUGCUUGAUAAUCUGAGGAAACUGGAAGUACUCGAGGGGAUGUACUUUAUUGCGUGCCCUCUUGCGUCACCAACGACACAAGAAGGACAAAACCUGCGCAGCCAGUAUGAGGCACUGGUAAUUCUUCAUACAGCAGUAAGAUCCAAGCUGGAAGAAUUAAUGCGCAGGAUUACAGAGAAAGAAGAGGAGUUGCAGCGACUUCCUGGAACCAGCGCACAGGAGACUCCUGCUGCAGAGAUGAGAACAGCAGAGGAGAGUGCACAGGAGACACCGGGUGCAGAGCAGGAAGCAGCGGAGGAGACUCCUGCUGCAGAGGGAGAAUGCCUGACCCUUAGAAGAAGGGUCAGGAAAGCCCUCAAAAGGCGGUUCCAGAGAGUUUGGCGUGCCACUAGAAGUCUUUUCAGGGGGGGAUGCUGUCACCAACCUCCCCCUGCUCCAUAGUAUAGUUGGGGUAAGUAUGUGUUUAGAGGGGUGGGUGGUUGGCUGUGUGUUUAGAAGGGUGGCUGUGCUUGUUAAGGGGUGAGUGGGUGUGAGUAUAAGGACGUGGGUGGAUGCAUGUG
Xenopus tropicalis (tropical clawed frog) is the source of this 804-nucleotide messenger RNA. RefSeq lists its product as uncharacterized. The record is from RefSeq and is a predicted model, not a curated record. The coding region runs from base 5 to 685 and encodes 226 amino acids. Lineage: Eukaryota; Metazoa; Chordata; Amphibia; Anura; Pipidae. The transcript is spliced from 10 exons.